Messenger RNA from Psammomys obesus (fat sand rat), 3001 nucleotides. RefSeq names its product tetratricopeptide repeat domain 22 (gene Ttc22). The transcript is spliced from 7 exons. Gene Ontology annotation, molecular function: protein binding. The record is from RefSeq and is a predicted model, not a curated record. The coding region runs from base 604 to 2325 and encodes 573 amino acids. NCBI's taxonomy places the organism in Eukaryota, Metazoa, Chordata, Mammalia, Rodentia, Muridae.
AAAAGUGGACCUAGCACUUGGGGGGCAGGGGAGAGCCGGAACAUUCCAUCGAGCGGCCAGAUGCACACUUGGCCAGAGAAAGACCAGAGGGCGGUGGCCUGCUGUGUUCAGCGGAAGGGCGCUGGACCGCAGGGGAGCACUGGGCUGAGGGAGACUUGCACAGCAGGAAGGGCCUCCUCUGACAGCUCCGUGUGGAGGGCGGAGCAGUGCCAAGGGAGGAAGGACCUGGCCGGCCUGGGCAGCCUGAGGUUCCAGGUCUCCUUGGGUAUGCCCUGGUUCUGUGACCUUGGCCAAGCGCCUUUCUCUUCCGAGCCUGUUUCUUCAGUCUGCUGAGUCGUUAAAACCUGCCUCUUUGGCACUCACGGAGUUCCUGGGCCUCGCGUUUGGCAAUGCACCACGCCUGUUUUUCAGACACAUCUGCUUGUGCAAUGCUGAUGUCUAGCAGCGAAAGCGGAAACACCCACAGGGCGAGCCCUUGGCUGGCUCUGGGAGCCACCCACUUGCGAGAGGUGCCCGGGACCGUCGUGCGGGGCUCCCUCCGGGGCCGCUCCAUCCACUGUGCUUGGGGGAGCUAGGGGAGGGCAGGACGGCCCAGGGCCAGCCAUGGCGGAGCCCGAGGCUGGGGACCUGGAGACUCUCAUCGACCAACUGGACUACCUGCCCGGCCACUUCCACCUGGAGAUGCAGCUCAACUUCGAGCCGCGCUCCCCGGCUCAGCUGCGCGCCCGGGACCUGAAGCUCCAGCUGGAGGGUCUGCGGCAGGAGCUGGGACUAGUGGCCACCCCGCAGCUGCCUGCUGUGCGUCACCUCCUGGGAACCUUUUCCUUCUACCUGGAGAAGCUGGAUGAGGCCCGCGAGCGUUUCCUGGAGGUGGCCCGCGAGGACCCCGGCAACCUCAACGCCUGGGCCAAUCUGGUACAGGUCUACGGGCAGCUGGGCCAGGAGGACGAGGAGGAGGCGUGCGCCGCGCGGCUGGCGAGCCUCAUGGGCCUGGCAGGUGACCCCGAGGAUUCUGGGGACCUCCGUCUCCGCGCCGCCCGCUGCCUGGCGGAGCAGGGAUACGCACAUGGCUUCGACGUGGGCUGUGCCAGCCCGGAGGAGCACUCUCAGGUGCUGGAGGCGGGCAUCGCACUCUACGACAAAGCGCUGAGCUACGGGCAGCAGAUCCCAGCAGAGGAGAAAAGGAGCUGGUACUUCACCAUGGCAACGCUCUUCCUGAGGCUGGACGGCAUUUUCCUGGAGAUGGGCAGUGAGGAACAGAGGAGACUGCCAGCCUUCAACCGUACCCUGGCCUUGCUCCGGGAAGUCCUCAAGUCCUCAGAUUCCAGACACCAAGCUCUGGGCUGGUGCUACGUUGGCAUGCUGCUGGAGAGGAAGGAUACCUUCUCUACCACCCCCAUGGGCGUCCACGAAUGCGGGUACUCAGGGACAGAUCCCCUGGACUGCUUUGGCAAGGCCAUUGAGAUCGCCAAGAACCAGCCUCCCAUCCUGAAUCGCCUGGCUAAAAUCUUCCACUUCCUAGGAAAGCAGGAUAUGGCCAUUGGAACCUGCAACAUGGCCCUGGAUGUACUUAGAGAUCCACAGCUCAACUGGCAGGCAUACUGCACCAGAGCCAAGGUCCGAAUCAGAGCCUACGUCCAUGACCUGGAACGUGCCAAGGUGGGACUCGGGGGUAUGCCUGACAGGAACUACCUGGCCUGUGCCAAAGCUGACCUUGAGAAAGUGGUCAAGGUGUGCCCAGGCCUCAGGACCUACCUAGACAUCGGUCAGCUCCCGCCACCCCCUCAGGUUUACUACUACAUGGGCGUGGAUGCCAUGAGGGAGCUGCUGGCAGUGGAUGAGGCGGCGCUCAACCAGGCUCUGGUCUUCCUGGCAAAGGCUGGCGAGUUGGAGCUGGGCGACACGCUACCUGAGCUGCAGCUGCUGCGCGGCAAAUGCCUGCGUGUCCAGGGUGAGGACGCCAACGCCGCAGCCUGCUUCAAGCGUGCGGUGGAGCUGGACGACACGGGAUCCAGCCAUGCCGAGGGCUUCGGCUGCCUGCUAGAGGCCCUGCUGGCCCAGUGGAGCCAGGCGCAGCUAAGCGAUGGCCAAGUGGGCUGUGAGGUGGACAUCUGGCUGCGCCACGCCCAGAACAAGUACCCAGCGGCACGCUUGCGCCAGGAGCUGCAGCGCGUGUGGCGUGGCCACACCGAUGAGGUCCUAGGCCUGGCCCGGGCCUUGGUAGCCCAAGGACGGCCAGCAUUGGUGCGGCUGCUCUUUGAGACCAUGGAGCACGAGGGUGAGGACGCUGGAGGGCUGUGCAAAAGUCAAGCAUCCUCCUCCUGAGGCAGGCGAUGAUAACCUGGGAAGUUGCCACCCUGAAGAGGCCCCGCCCUAAAGAGGCCUGCCCCCGGAUAAUUGGAUCUAGACAGGCCAGCUGGCAGGGUGAGCGGAGCCAGAAUGAUUUCUGAGCAGGCCCUGUAGUUUCAGAGAAAGCUUGCAGAGCAGGCAGGAGGCCCUGGGAUCAUUUCCCACACCAUGGGGCCAAAAAUCAAAGCAGAGCCGUCACCACCACCACCACCGAACCCCACUCCCGGAAAUUGUGAAUGGGUACUUGCAGGAAAGUCUGUAGCGCAAAGGAGUCUGGGAGCAGGCAUGGGAGGCCACUGGGAAACUGCCGCUGGAGGGAAAGAGUUUGACAAACAUGCAGAAAAACGUGCUCAAAUCUCCUGACCGAAAAGAUAGCUGUCACAGACGUGACUUUUUAUUCCCCCCGAUGCCUGAGUGACUGUCCUUGGGUCCCCAAGGGCCACACUGAAAGUUUAGCUAAGUGGAUCUCAUAUCCUGCAGCCAGAAAAGCAUGGCUACAACAGGCCAAGGUGGCACUAUCCCUGGGUGCGGGCAGGGUCCUGACUUAAACCCUGGCGCUCAGAGCUGGUUCCCACCUCUCCAUCAGCUUCCAGCAGGCCUCUGCUUUCCUGCGCCUUCUUGGAAAGCUUCCCAAAGUCCUUGAAAUAAAACU